This is a messenger RNA of Trichophyton verrucosum HKI 0517, 1038 nucleotides long. RefSeq lists its product as uncharacterized. Gene Ontology annotation, biological process: purine ribonucleoside salvage; carbohydrate metabolic process. Gene Ontology annotation, molecular function: phosphopentomutase activity. NCBI's taxonomy places the organism in Eukaryota, Fungi, Ascomycota, Eurotiomycetes, Onygenales, Arthrodermataceae. The record is from RefSeq and is a predicted model, not a curated record. The transcript has 3 exons. Bases 1 to 1038 code for a protein of 345 amino acids.
AUGUCUAAACUUUGCGCUUCCUUGGGCAUUGAAGGAAUCAUAACGGUUCCUGAACAGGAGCAGCCUGACCCUGACUUUUCGACCGUUAAAUUCCCAAAUCCAGAAGAAAAUGGUGCUUUGGAUUUAGCCAUGAAAACAGCAGAUAAUUCUGGUGUAACUUUAAUAGUCGCCAACGAUCCAGAUGCAGAUCGGUUCGCUGCUGCUGAAAAGGUCAAGUUCACUGGAGAUCAUAUAGGGGUUCUACUGGCAUCGCAUCUCCUGGAUUUAUGGAAGAAUAAGAAGUCAGAAAAACCCAUGGCUAUGCUAAACUCUGCAGUGUCGUCAAACAUGCUAUCAAAAAUGGCCGAGAAAGAAGGCUUCCAUUUCGAAGAGACUUUAACUGGAUUUAAGUGGAUGGGGAAUGUUGCCCGACAGCUUGAAACCCGAGGCUAUGAAGUGCCGUUUGCGUUUGAAGAAGCUCUUGGGUACAUGUUCACGAAAGUUUGCUAUGACAAGGAUGGGCUCACCGCUGCCAUGGUGUUUUUAGCAGCUGAGGCGAAAUGGAAAGAACAGGGCCUGACCCCAUUCGGGAAGCUUGAACAACUCUACGAAAUGUAUGGAUACCAUGAAAACCUCAACACUUACUUCGUUUCGCCAGACACGAAAAGCACUACUUCUCUAUUUGAGAGCAUCCGAAAGAAUACUCUUGAUGCUCAGGGUACUAUCGGAUCAUUCCCUAUCCAUAGAUGGAGAGAUAUGACCAGAGGUUACGACUCAGAUACUGCGGAUAAGCGGCCAGUGCUUCCUGUAGAUCCCGCGAGUCAGAUGCUCACUAUAUGGUCACAUCGAGGCAUUCGGUUUACAAUUCGAGGCUCAGGCACAGAGCCGAAGGUUAAGAUUUAUAUCGAGAGCUGCGGUGCUUCCCGCAACGACGCCGUUGAAGCGGUUUGUGAUUUGCUGACGGCCGUUGUAGAAAACUGGAUAAAACCAUACGCUCCAGCUAUGACCUAUUUCAACAGUAUGACAACUUCAUCUGGACAUAUUUUGAAGCUCGCGUAA